GUGUGCCUCCAAGUCAUUUCAGACUUAAUCUACAGUUUAGGGUGGGAAGCAGAUAAAUGACCUUGCAGGGCCAUAUCUGGCUCACGGGCCUUAGUUUGGGGACCCCUGGUGUAGGCUCAUUUGAUGCAGUUGAAUUGCAUUAUAUAGCAACUAGCUGUGCCCGGCCACGCAUUGCUGUGGCAAAGUGGUGGUGGUAUUGGUUAAAAAUUGUGUAAUUUUUAUUUGACGUUAUUUGUAUUUUUUUUAUCAAUUUUAUUGUAAGUUAUCUUUUUAUUCUAUUUUAUUAUUUUCUUGUAUUAUUUUUAGUUAUUUUCUGUUAUAGUAUUUUAUUGUAUUAAUUUUUUAGUGUUUCUAAUUAUUUUUUAGUGUUUUUAAUUAUUUUUUAGUGUUUUUUUAUUAUUUUUAUUGGGUUGCUAGGAGACCAAGUUGGAAGAGCUUAGCCUUCUAACUGGCAGCAAUUGGAUAAAAGCAAUUAUUCCUCUCUCUCUAAUUAGGACUUUAUUUUUCUUUUCUUUUUGUUGUAUCAACCUAGAGCCGUGGAUGAUAGGUUGUGUUGUCAAAUUUAGAGGUUGGGGGGCCUGUAGUUUUGUUGUUUUGUGGGUCGCCGUGAUGCCAUUACUCUUUUAUAUAUAUAGAUGUAGAUGGUGACCAAUUCCUCACUCAUGGCAUUUUUGUGACUUAUGCAAAGGAAAUAACUUGUUUUGGAACAACUCUCUUUUAAAAGCUCUUUACUCUUACAAUUUAAAAAGGUAAUAUAAAAGCAGACGGUGUGCUAAGACAAAAGGGUGGGCAGAGAAGCAAGUUUUAAUUUCCCAUUCAAAUGUAAAACUUUUAUGACUUCUGAAAUCAGUUAUUCCUAUAUUUUUCUUGGUCUAUAUAGUAGCAACAGUUAAUCAAGUGCAUAAAUUACUAAUGCCCAGUCUUGGACGAAAUGAGCUGUGCAAAAAAGUGAAGGCAAACAUGGCCCAACUGUUCAUACAAUGGUUACAUAAGAUAUGUAUUGAACAUUACACAGUUUUGCUCACAAUUUACUGCAGAUCAGCAUGUCCUCUAGUCCUCUUCCCUCCAAUUAAAAUGACAAACAAAACAAAAAAACCCUCCUGUUUUCCUUACCAAGAGGGCUAUGGAAAGAGUCACAUGCUUCAGGAACGGACAAUAUAAAAGCAAAAACAAACCAUCACGCACCACUCUUGUGGUCUUAAACACCCCCUUCCAUGGUUUAUUUCUUCCCCUUCAGAUAAAGAGCAAAAGUUUUUUUUAUAGUACUUCAUUUGAGGGACUCAAGUCUCAGUAAAGGUUUUAACCUGUGGGAAUGGAUCUCCUCCAUAGCAAUGGAGUGCUCAUAAUUCAGCAUUUGCAGAAGGAUUACAGGUCUUAUCAGAGCUUUCUCAAUUUCAUGUCACAUGUUGGAGAUCCUCGGAAUAUUUUCUCAAUUUAUUUUCCUCUCUGGUUCCAGCUUAACCGAGUGGUUGGGACAAAAAUGAUCUGGGUGGCAGUGAUUGGUGAUUGGUUCAAUCUUAUAUUUAAAUGGAUUCUAUUUGGUCAUCGGCCGUAUUGGUGGGUCCAAGAAACUAUGAUCUAUCCUAACCAAACUAGCCCAUGUCUUGAGCAGUUUCCCAUAACAUGUGAAACAGGACCAGGAAGCCCCUCUGGUCAUGCCAUGGGAUCUUCAUGUGUUUGGUACAUAAUGGUGUCAGCAGCCCUUAGCUAUACAGUGAGACUGAAAGAUGAGACAGCUAUCAACCUCCACAGACUCACCUGGUCUUUCUUGUGGAGCAUGUUCUGGAUUAUACAGAUCAGUGUGUGUGUGUCAAGAGUAUUCAUAGCGACACAUUUUCCCCAUCAAGUUAUCCUUGGAGUAAUUGCUGGUAUGCUAGUUGCAGAAGCAUUUGAAUAUGCUCCAGCCAUUCAGACAGCAAGCUUAAAAACAUACAUCCAGACCAAUGUGUUUCUCUUUGCUUCUGCUCUUGGCUUGUAUCUGGUUCUCAAGUUGAUUGACAUUGACCUUCUGUGGUCUGUACCGAAGGCAAAGAAAUGGUGUGCCAACCCAGAGUGGAUCAAUAUUGACACAACUCCCUUUGCUGGAUUGGUGAGAAACUUGGGUGCUCUCUUUGGGCUCGGACUCGGCAUUAAUUCUGACAUGUUUAUCAUAAGCUGUAAUGGUAAACAUGGCUAUAAGCCCAGUUUCAGGAUACUGUGCAUAGCCACAUCUUUGGCUACCCUGCAGCUCUAUGAUUUUAUCAAAAUACCUACCCACACUGAGUAUUUGUUUUACAUCCUUUCUUUCUGCAAAAGUGCUGCCAUACCGCUUACAGUAGUGGCUUUGAUUCCAUACUGCAUACAUUUGCUAAUGAAGCCAAUAGAAAAGAAGCUUCCAUAACAGAUUGCAUUUGGUAUGGAAGAACCUGGGACACACAAAAGGCCAAGAAUGUCCCAUCUCUGAAGGCUUGUGUUGUCGAAGGCUUUCAUGGCUGGAAUCACUGGGUUGCUGUGAGUUUUCUGGGCUGUAUGGCCAUGAUCCAGAAGCAUUCUUUCCUGACGUUUCACCCACAUCUAUGGCAGGUAUCCUCAGAGGUUGUGAGGCAUAUUAGAAACUAGGCAAGAGAGGUUUAUAUAUCUGUGGAAGGCCCAGGGUGGGAGAAAGAACAGAUAUACAAACCUCCCUUGCCUACUUUCCAAUAUACCUCACAACUUCUGAGGAUGCUUUCCAUAGAUGUGGGUUAAAUGUCAGGAGAGAAUGCUUCUGGAACAUGGCCAUAGAGAUCGGAAAACUCACAGCAACCCUCUGAAGGCUUGCUUUCUUCUGUUCUGAACAACCAUGUGUACACGUCUACGUAGAAAAUCAAAAUUGAUCGUUACAUCCCUGGAGGCCUUAUCAUUCAAAAAAAGAAAUUGUUUGGCCAGGCGUUUGAUUUAAUUUCCCAAAUAUUGCAAAAUGUAAAUGAAACAGUGUAAUAUGUCAGAACUUCCAUUGGUUUUGGAAGAUUUUGUGAAUAUUAUUGGUAGUUAAGGCUUGAUGGGGAUGCCCAUCUGUAAUAUUAAAGGUGCUUUCCCACCUAGUCCUCCUUUCCAACCUAAGAAAAGUAUUGGUUUUAUUCAAUACUGCUUCAUAUAUAUGUGUGUGUACAGAUUGGUGUAUGUAUAAAUAGACAGUUAGAUAUAGAAGUAUGUACAGUUACUAAUGGAGGAAAUACACAUCCACAAGCAUAGAUCUCUGCUUUUCCCUAUAGUUGGGUUCUCCCUGUCAUCUAGAUAUUCAGCAAUGUAUAUGGGUUGCUCUGUAUACUGACCUCUGUUCUGAGGUCUACUUUGUGACUCUGCUUUCUCUUGAUUAAUGCAAGAAUGUCAAUUUUUCAGACUUUUCUAUUAGGAACCAAAUUUUAGACUUCCAGGUAUCCUAGAAUUAGCAUGAGCUGUGUGAAGUGCACCUUUCUCUCACUCCCAUUUCUAAGGCAAGACAUAGGCUGCAGUCUUGAACUCACUUAGCCAAGCCUCAUUAAACUCAAUUGGAUGUAAUUUUGAAAGGCAUGCAUCGCAUUGUGUUAUAAUUCACCUGGAAACUGAGUAAUGAACAUACAAUAAAAUUCGGUUAGCGUUGUAAGAUCCAGCCAUCUGGAUCAAAUACUUUAAGACGUAAUUAUUAAUAAAAACAUCUGUCAGGACUUUUUUUCUGGGAAGAUAAAGCAAAAGUAAUUACUUACCUAUAUAUAUAUGUGUGUGUGUGUGUAUAAUUAAUUAGAUAGAUAGAUAGAUAGAUAUAGAUAGAUAGAUAGAUAGAUAGAUAGAUAGAUAGAUAGAUAGAUAGAUAGAUAUAUCAGGGCAAAAUGUGUGACCUAUGCGUCUGUCUUGAGAAAAAUAGUUUCUGGGUAGGUUUUGCUUUAUCUUCCCAGAAAAAAACUGACAGUAUAUGAAUGCUGCCUUUCCCAUUUGGACAUGUACAAUCUUGGGAUGAAAAGAGAAAUAAUGAAAAUGUCUUGAACACCUCUCUCAAAUCAGAAAGUAUUGAAGUUAUCCAUUUGAAGCUCUUUAGUGCAAAUGGAUCAAUAGUAGAUGGGUACAAAGAGAGAAGAAAAGCUAGUUAUAAUGGUAGACAUGGCCUCCAUUCUCUCUACAGAGUACACUGAAUAACCACAUUCCUGAGUCUUUUCAAUGGUUACAACAGGCUUACUAGGACAGUUGCUUGUAUUAUUGUUCUGUCUUUAUAGACAAAGCUAUUUGAUGUCUGAAAAGGAUAAAACCAGCAAAUACUGAUGUCAGACGCUGUACAGCUAAAAGGAAUGUGGCCAGUUUUGCUCACUUCUGGACUUUUACACUCAUAGGCUUGUCUAGGAAGACCUUUGUAAUAUUGCUUUGUGAAAACAGAAGAUAUACAUCCUGAUCAAGGGAGUAUGCAAUCUAUUUUGAAUCUGCAUUUAUAGUAUGCUUUUAAAGAACCCGAACUUCUGUACUAGAUUGCUGGUUUCUAUGUUAUCUUGUAAUUGAAUGCUCACACAUUUAUAUACAUAUACAGUAGAGUCUCACUUAUACAACGUUCUGGAUUAUCCAAUGCAGUCUGCCUUUUAGUAGUUAAUGUUUUUGUAGUCAAUGUUUUCAAUACAUUGUGAUGUUUUGGUGCUAAAUUCGUAAAUACAGUAAUUACUACAUAGUGUUACCGUGUAUUAAACUGCUUUUUCUGUCAAUUUGUUGUAAAACAUGAUAUUUUGGUGGUUCAUAGAAUCAUAGAAUAGUAGAGUUGGAAGAGACCUCAUGGGCCAUCCAAUCCAACCCAACACUAAGAAGCAGGAAAUCGCAUUCAAAGCACCCCCGACAGAUGGCCAUCCAGCCUCUGCUUAAAAGCUUCAUUUGUAAAAUCAUAACAUAAUUUGAUAUUUAAUAGGCUUUUCCUUAAUCCCUCAUUAUCCAACAAUUUCACUUAUCCAACGUUCUGCCGGCCCGUUUAUGUUGAAUAAGUGAGACUCUACUGUAAAACAUUAGUUCUGAAGGGACACACUUUUUGCUUUUAGUUGAUCCUACAUGUGUUUAGCAGGCAUUGUUUUUGAAGAAGCUUUCUGUCUUGUGUGUGGAAGGAUGAACAUCUCUUCUCAGAUGGUGUCGACCUCUUGUGGUCUUCAUAAACAUUUGUAAAAAAAUAAAAUACUAUAACCAGGUUUGA
Anolis carolinensis (green anole) is the source of this 5152-nucleotide messenger RNA. RefSeq names its product glucose-6-phosphatase catalytic subunit 2 (gene g6pc2). The record is from RefSeq and is a predicted model, not a curated record. Gene Ontology annotation, biological process: gluconeogenesis; glucose 6-phosphate metabolic process. Gene Ontology annotation, cellular component: membrane. The transcript is spliced from 5 exons. NCBI's taxonomy places the organism in Eukaryota, Metazoa, Chordata, Lepidosauria, Squamata, Anolidae. Gene Ontology annotation, molecular function: glucose-6-phosphatase activity. The coding region runs from base 1313 to 2380 and encodes 355 amino acids.